AUGGAUCUCCUUCCAACAAUUUCCUACAAAGUGCUUCAUCGAGCAACUAAUGGAUUUUCUCUCAAGAAUUUGAUUGGAUCUGGUAGUUUUGGAUCAAAUUACAAAGGAGUUCUUAAUGAAGAAGAAAUGUCAGUUGCACAACAAAUCAUACAUUGUGAUUUAAAGCCAAGUAAUAUUCUUUUCAAUAGUGAGAUGAUUGCUCAUGUAAGCAACUUUGGUUUAGCAAGACUCCUCACAAGCACCGAUGAUUCUUCCCAGAAGUGUACUAGUACAAUUGGGUUAAAAGGAUCUAUCGACUAUGUUGCUCCAGAGUAUGGCAUGGGUGUUGAGUCAUCGACUGAGGGGGAUUUAUAUAGCUAUGGAGUCCUUAUGCCGGAAAUGUUUACAAGAAGGAUGCCCACUGAUGAUAUGUUUAAAGAUGGUCUGAAUCUCCAUAAUUUUGUUAAGAUGGCAUUACCAAAAAGACUUGCUCAAGUUGUCGACCCAAUGCUUUUGCCAAGAGAAGUUGAAGAAUUGGGAGUUGCAACUGGAGUAAAGAUGGCAAUUGAAGUAGAAGAAACUAAUAAUAUUGAGGACUCUAGGCAUGUUGAUGCUGACAUGCAAAUAUUCUUACUCUCAAUUCCUAACAAGUGUUUUCAUUAG
Messenger RNA from Quercus robur (English oak), 642 nucleotides. Its product is annotated as receptor kinase-like protein Xa21. The record is from RefSeq and is a predicted model, not a curated record. The transcript is spliced from 3 exons. Gene Ontology annotation, molecular function: ATP binding; protein kinase activity. Gene Ontology annotation, biological process: protein phosphorylation. Bases 1 to 642 code for a protein of 213 amino acids. Lineage: Eukaryota; Viridiplantae; Streptophyta; Magnoliopsida; Fagales; Fagaceae.